Molecule: messenger RNA, 432 nt
Organism: Iphiclides podalirius (scarce swallowtail)
Lineage: Eukaryota; Metazoa; Arthropoda; Insecta; Lepidoptera; Papilionidae
Source: the annotation of a GenBank genome assembly
AUGCACCCGCCAGCAAAAACCGGCAGGAUCGCACAAUAUACUCAUCGCGUCGGAUAUAUACGCGGCACGAUGCGAGGUUGUCGCGCUGGCCAAGCCUCGCCCACAAGUGCACGCCUAUCGCGCCAGCGGCCGUCUCCCUCGCACCCGCCGGCCGCCGUAUCUCCCUCCCUCACGGACCCGCAACGCCUACGACCUUUCAGCGGUGAGUUUUUAGUCGUCGCAAAGACGUCGCGCGCGUUCGUCGGUUUGUGCACGCCGGGGCCCACGCGCCGGUCGAAAAACGCCGACGGCGCAAAAACCGCGCGAUUUUUUCUCCCGCCCGCCCUUUUUGCUAUGAGUGCCAGUGACGUUUUUCGGCAACUUACCGCGGCGAUAAGCUUAUCAGUGCGCCUAAUGACACGCGGCGGCGAUAAGUGCGUCCCCCUCGCACGA